AUGUCUGCACACACCCUCGAAAUCUACGCAUCGGCGUCGACGUGGGGGAACCAACACAGAUGGCGUCAUCCUCGACCCUUCCCGAGCAUCGUCCCCGACAAGGGCGUCGUCGCAUGGCACAAGGCGCCCACCACUCCCGACCCGGGCGACGGCAUCAGCGACACCAUCGCAACCAUGCUCGCCUCGGCCGCCGCCGCCGCCGACGUGAAGCCCGAAGACGUCUCCAGCGUCGUCAUCGGCACGACCCAGUUCGUCAACGCCGUCGUGGAGCGGGACCCGCGCCGGCUAUCGCGCGUGGCCGUCCUACGGCUGUCGGGGCCGUUCGCCAAGCACGUACCGCCGUGCGUGGACUGGUCCGACGACCUACGCGACGUCGUGCUCGGCUACCACGCGCGGCUCCAGGGCGGACUCGAGGUGGACGGACAACUCAUCGCGCGGGUCGACGAAGCCGAAGUCCGGCGCCACUGCGCCGCCAUCCGCGCGCUCGGGAUCCGCGCCGUCGUCGUCAACGGCAUCUUCAGCCCCAUCGACACGGUCGAGAGGCAGGAAGAGGCCGUGGCCCGUGUCGUCCGCGCCGAGAUCCCCGGGAGCCGCGUGGUGUGCGCCAAGGACGUGGCGAGCCUCGGCUUCGUGGAGCGCGAGAACGCCGCGAUCCUCAACGCGUCGAUCCUGCGCUUCGCCGCCAAGACGAUCCGCUCCUUCCAAGCUCCCGUACGGGCCCUCGGCCUGCGGUGCCCGGUAUUCCUCACCCAAAACGACGGGAGCAUCCUCUCGGGCGAGGUCGCGGCCCGGUUCCCCAUCAAGACGUUCUCGAGCGGGCCGGCGAACAGUAUGCGGGGCGCCGCCUUCCUCGUGCAGGGGCAGGUGGGCGAGGAUGUCAUGGUGGUGGACGUGGGCGGUACCACGACCGAUGCAGGCCUCCUCCUGGCGAGUGGGUUUCCUCGGCAGCAGGCCGCCUACAGUGACCUGUCUGGGGUGCGCAUCAAUUUCCCGUGCCCGGACGUGAAAAGCAUCGGCCUGGGCGGAGGCUCGCUGGUUAGGAAAACCGACGAGGGCGGCGUCACGGUGGGGCCUGAUAGCGUGGGGUACGCCAUUGCUGAGCGGGCGGUGGUAUUUGGUGGCACGGAGCUCACGGCCACGGACUGCGCUGUUCUCGCCGAUCCUUCCUUGUCGAUCGGGGAUACCCAAUUCGUCGCUGGUGCGCUUUCUGUCGACGAAUUGGAGCGUUACCGGGAAGUCGUCAAGGCGAAGCUGGAGGGCCUAAUUGCGAGGAUGAAGACGUCGCCGGAUGACUUGCCAGUUGUUCUCGUAGGUGGUGGAGCGGUGCUAGCGCCCCAAGAGCUGGCGGGCGCGAGCCGGGUGGUCAAGCCCAAGUGGUCCGAGGUCGCCAACGCCAUCGGCGCGGCUACGGCCAGGGUGAGCGCGACCGUUGAUACGGUCAAGUCUACGGAAUCGAGGUCUGCGCGGGAGAUACUCGAGGAGGUCAAGGCGGAGGCUGUGCGGAAGUCGAUUGAGUUUGGUGCGCUGCCUGCGUCGGCAAAGGUGGCCGAGGUGGAAGAGGUACCGCUAUCGUAUGUCGCCAAUAAAUCCCGCUUCAUUGUGAGGGCAGCCGGCGAGUUUGACUUUACGCGAACUUCUGCACCCACAGAGGAUGUCGCCGUUGAUCUUACAGGAGAUGAGCCCGACGAACCUGCUUCGAAUCACGGUAACUUGCCUGGGCCACAAGCCUCCAACGCAAAGGCCACACGUCCCGAAAUCGACGUAACGAAUUACAAGCCAACGGUCAAGAAGGGGGUGUGGUACAUUAACGAGACAGACCUAAGUUUCAUCAGCAUCGGCUGCUACAUCCUGGGUACCGGCGGUGGCGGAUCUCCCUACUCGCAGAUGAUCCUGCUCCGGGAGAAGCUCCGCGCCGGCGCGAUCGUCCGCGUCGUCAGCCCCCGCAGCCUGCCCGAUGAUGCGCUAGUCGGGAGCGGUGGCGGAGCGGGCUCACCAACAGUAGGCAUCGAGAAGCUGUCAGGGGACGAAAUGGUGGAGUCGCAGCGGGAGCUAUACAAAUUGGUGGGGUCACCAGCAACGCACAUGAUCACAGUGGAGAUUGGGGGCGCCAACGGGCUGCAAAGCAUGAUCCUCGGGGCGAGCGACAGCAUGAACAUACCAGCGGUGGACGGUGACUGGAUGGGGCGGGCGUACCCGACCAAGUGGCAGACGACGCCCGUGGUGUUUAACGAGCGGUCGCCCAUCUGGGCGCCCAUCGCCAUGAGCGACGGCAACGGCAACGUCGUGUGCAUGACGAGCGCGGCGUCGGACGCCCACGUGGAGCGCGUCAUGCGGGCGGCGCUGAGCGAGAUGGGCUCGCAGGUCGGGUUCGCGGACCCGCCCGUUACCGGGGCCGAGGCGAAGCGGUGGGUGGUGGAGAAUACCAUUUCGCAGGUCCUCUGGAAGGGUAAGAUUGUGCGUGUGGAGAGGACGCUCAAGCUCGGUCACGUUUAUGGUGAGUGCGUGAUCGAGGGCAUGGAUAUUACGCAGCCGGACGCCGACUCGGGCGCCGCUGAGCGAGGUGCGGAGGGGGCCACCGCGGGCGAGUUCCGCGGGUUCGUCAAGAUUCCGUUCAAGAACGAGAACAUUGCCGCCAUCCGCAUGCCGUUUCCGCCGGGUGGUGCGAGUGGAGAUGGGGAUGCGCCUGCUAGCGGUGGUGUCGCGGAUCUAGGGGCCAAGGAGCGUCAAGAAGAUGUCCUGGCCAUUGUGCCGGACCUCGUCGCCGUCAUCGACGCGCAGAACGGGGAGGCACUUGGGACGCCCGAGUAUAGGUACGGGCAGCUGGUGGUGGUUCUGGGCAUCGCUGCGAGCGAUCGGUGGACGUCAACGGAGAGGGGCAUCAUGAUUGGCGGCCCGGAGGCGUUUGGGUUCGGCCACUUGAAAUACGUUCCCCUGGGGCAGUUCACGAAGCCCCAGAGCGUUAUUGAUGAGUUUAAUGAGGAAUAA
This is a messenger RNA of Parascedosporium putredinis, 2985 nucleotides long. The record is from the annotation of a GenBank genome assembly. NCBI's taxonomy places the organism in Eukaryota, Fungi, Ascomycota, Sordariomycetes, Microascales, Microascaceae.